Messenger RNA from Peronospora matthiolae, 5574 nucleotides. Lineage: Eukaryota; Oomycota; Peronosporomycetes; Peronosporales; Peronosporaceae. The record is from the annotation of a GenBank genome assembly.
AUGGGGCAGCGCCUCACCACGUCGCGUGACGACAGCGACGUCUUGCCGGACGUCCCCCCUCCCCCGCCCUCCCGCUCUCCUUCUCCCACCUCCGUCUCCUCCUCCCCUUCUGCGCUCUCCACCGCCACUCUCCAGCAGCCAGCACCUGCCCACCACGAAGAGCUCGACACGUGCGCGCACUCGACCGACGUGCACGCGACGCCGUCCAGAGACCAAGAGCCGUCGGUCCACCACCAGCCGUCGCCGUCCAGCAGCGACCAAGACGGCACGUUCACGCACGUCAAGACCGCCUCCUUGAAGUCCUGUCCGUCCCCCUCGCGCCCUGCCAAGCCUGACGACGACGCGCAGCUGCUCACCAGACGCGGCUCCAUGGCGCCACCCAAACUAGCGCGUUUCCGGCCGUCCAUGGACAUGGCCAAGUCGCUGUCGGUCGCCAACGACGAGUCGAGCUCGGACUCGCGAUCGCUCGACUCGAGCUCCAGCUCCUCGGACGAAGACCUCGUGGGCAGCGGCGAUGAGCUCGUGAACGACUGGCUCGACGAGCCUGAAGACGCGGUGCUGUCGCCUCCGUCGCUGCCGAAACGCGCUCGACACGCGAGCGCUUGCUCGUCCGUCUCGUCGCACACUGGAAACAUCAGCGUGUCUUUCUCGGCAAUGCACAGCAGCGGCGGACGGAACAGCAACAGCAGUCAGCACAGUAUGACCGGCUGGGCGUCCUGGCUCAGCUCGCCCGAUGAUGUCGAGGAAGAAGACGACGCGGACGACGAAGCUGUGGCGCUCACGCCCUUUUUACGGGAUAAUAUGCCCGUGUACGAGAUCAUGAGACAGGUGCAGCUAUUCCGGAACUUGAGCCAGAUGCAGCAGGAGCAGGUCGUGCGAGCGCUCAAGCCCGCCAAGUUCUCGGACGGUGACGUCAUUGUCGCACAAGGCACACGAGGCUCACGGUUCUACAUGAUUGCCAAGGGAGAAGCUGUGGUGACUAAGACUGUCGCCACUAGCAGCAAUAGCAUCACUGGCAUAACGCCGUCGAGUGCAGGUCCAACACAAGAGCGCAUGAUGACUCAUUUACGAGCUGGCCACUACUUUGGUGAGCUCGCACUGAUUUACGACGACCCGCGGACGGCUACAGUGCGCGCAAUUGGCGAUGUUGAGCUGCUAUAUUUGACACAAGAAGAUUUCCGGCACAUUGGACAGGUGCACCUGAGUCUUAUGCUGCAACAAGUACCGUUGCUGGCGAGAUUGAGUCCGCAAGAUCAAGACAUUGUGCUCAAGUGCUUGCGACCUGCAAAUUUUAGCGAUGGGGAGUACAUUGUCCGCCAAGGAGACGAAGGGACUCGUUUCUAUAUGAUUACGCGCGGCGAAGCGAUUGUGUCGGAAACGGGUGUUGGACCCGAUAAGAAGUCGUAUGAAAAGGAACUGACGCGACUGUACGAGGGGCACGUUUUUGGCGAAAUGUCACUGAUCUACAGUGAGCCGCGCACUGCUUCGGUUCGUGCGGUCGGACCCGUCAAGUGCUUGUACUUGACUAAAGAGGACUUCGACAAGUGUCUCUUGUCCGACCAUUUCCAGCGCUUUAUCCAGGAGGCAUAUGUGGAAAAGGCCACGCGUCGCGCUAUGCGACUGCGACUACAACAGCGAGCGAACAGUGUGGGUUCUUCCGCUCCCCAGGGAGGUUCUAGAGCUGAUAGUGUAUUGAGUUCCACCGUAGUACCUCAGCCUGCGCCCGCGUCACCUGUAAAAGCGACUGAAACGAGAAAACUUGUCAAGCACCGGCUAAAAAACGGCGAAGUUGUGGUUAACAAGUAUGUGAUCAAGGGCGAUUUAGGUCGAGGCACAUUUGGUCGUGUCAAGCUAUGUGAAAGCCAGGAGGACGGCCAGAUGUACGCUGUGAAAAUCAUGCACAAGACUUUCGUACAGCGUAUGGCUGGAAAAGAAGACCAGCUCUAUGACGUGCUGCGCCGCGAGGUGGCCAUAAUGAAAAAGCUACAUCAUCGUAAUGUCGUGAGGCUUGUGGAGGUCAUUGACGAUCCGAACAGCCAGAAGAUGUAUCUCGUGCAAGAAUAUGUGCAACACAGCCUUAUGGAGGAAGUUACACAAGCACGGCGUCUGAAUGAAAUGGUUGCUCGAAAGUACAUGCGCGAUCUUCUUACCGGGCUUCAGUAUCUGCACUUCCACAAGGUGAUUCACCGUGACAUCAAACCAGAAAACAUUCUCGUCAGCUCCGACAGCGUGGCUAAAAUCGCCGACUUUGGUACAGCACGUAUGAUCAUGAACGAUACUGAGACUAUCUCAGGUGCAAAGGGCACCCCUGCCUUCAUGGCCCCAGAGAUGUUUGAUAUCGAUGCUACCUACCUGGGUCCUGCUGUGGAUGUGUGGUCACUCGGAGCUACUUUGUACAUGAUGGUUAUCGGACACCCUCCGUGGAUGGCGGAUAAUGAGAUUCUUCUGGCAGAACGUGUGCAGCGCGUGGAGUUGCGCUUUCCGAAGGAUGUGGAGCGCACGAUGGAGCCGCAUUUGAAAAACUUGCUGCAGCGUAUGCUUACAAAGGACCCGGCCUUGCGAAUAAGUUUAAAGGAGUGCUUCACGCACGAUUGGAUUAGUAAAGAAGGUAGCGAUCCACUUGGCCUGAUGACACCGGAGAAGAAUCUCACAGUAUCGAUGGAUGAAAGUGAGCGUGCCAUUGAGAACAUACCUGAGCGUAUUGACAAGCGGCUAACGGAGAGUCUUGCGCAAGCGCAUCAGUUGGUGAAGGAUCGUCAGGAAGGUGGUGGCUCCGGUCUAUCGCGCACGAAUAGUGGCCGCUUCGUUUCUAAUAUGCCUGUAGCGGGAUCAAUGGGCUCACGCAUUCCGUCGGCGGCGUCGAAUACAUCGUCCGUGGCCACAGUUGGUAGCACUUCGUCGACAAGUGCGAGUCGCGCAUCAAAUGAUGAAGUAUCGCAUAUAAUUUGUGCGUGGCGCCACCACAAACGUGUGCAGCUGAUGGAUGGUCACAAAGAGCUGUCGGAGCGCUCCCGCGAAUUGUUGAUUGAGCAGAAGCGCAUGGCAUUUUCGGCGGCUCGGGCUAAGGUGACGGAGAUUAUUCUCCCGGCGGCGAAACCUACUGCUCGCAGCCGCUACCCAAGUGUGUCGUCGUCCACGUCACUUCGGCAAGUAAAUGAACAGUCUGUUCUGUCGUCAUCGUCAUCUGUUUCGUCAAUUCCUGGUGGGGACCGCGACACGUCUUCCUUUGACUCACCUAGGACACGUCAAUUUCCAUCUGGACGAAGUGCGUCCGUAGACAACUCUUUAUUGGUGAAAAAGAACAGUUUCCAGAGUCGAAUGUGCAAGGAUUCAGGCAAUCUGGAAGGCUUUGGGCGUACGUCGUUUACGUCAGUGUCACAGCUGUCCGAAUUUGCAGCUAUCCCUGUCGAAGACAAUGUAGACCAGCGAGAAAGCUUGUCGUCGUCUUGUGUAUCAGGAAGCACUGGGCGCAUAAGCAACGAUCUGUCUACUACUGGAUCGUCGGAUGCUGACUUGAUGAAGCGGUCGCUUUCGCGUAAGAGAGAUUUCCUCAUGGUUACAUCAGAAGUGUUUCGUGACGAGGGGGGCGACUAUCAGACCCGUAAGAUUCUUUUCCAGGCACGUGACGACGACUUUUCCGUGGCUUCGCGGGUACCGACUCACUCAAACUCAGGGCGCGAGUUGCUUCCACCUGGCCGUGCAGGCUCAACAAGCUCAUCAUCCUUGAGUCAAAAGCCUAAAAAAAUGGGAAGUGCCGGAAAAAUAGGAAGUGCUAGUAAAUUGGGCAGCACAGGAAGUGGCAGUGCGUUGGGGAGUGCAAUGGGAAGUGCAUUGGGAAGUGCGAUGGGAAGUGCAAUAGGUAGUGUGCUAACCAGACGCAGUGUAAGUCGUCAUUCCUUGAACGGAAGUGCUAGCUCAGUCAGCAGUUCGUUACCGUCUGUAGCUACGGAAGACAGCAACGUGGAAGAGUUUGAUAUGGAAGGCAUUGACUGCGUCCAGGUAAUGGAGAUCGACGAUGAGGACGACGAUGGUAUUGUGAAUGGCGGGACUUCACGCAAUGGCAGUGAUUCUUCGUCGCGACAAUUUCGCCACCGCGCAAGUGUUAGCAGUCGUGCAAGCAGCAGUCACAAUCACAGUCACAGCGCUGGUAUGGAAAGUCUUUCUGACGCAAGUAGUGACUCGGAUGGUUCCGAUUACUCGGAUGUGGAGUGCGAUGUGGACGUCGACGCAACUUUUAGCGAUCUUAUUGCGACACCCAACCAGCUCGAUACGAUUGGUCAAGAUGACGAGGAAAUUGCGCCCAUCGCCUUGACUCGACACGCAGCAACGUCCGUGAUCGAGUCAUCGGAUGUAGACAACUGCGACGACAUUCUUGCUUUCAGGUCGCCGGGAUCAGAUACCUCGGCUCCGAUGGCCGCAUCUACGCCCGUAUGCGUACCGCCGAUGGAUAUUGUGCAGGUUUACGUGAGCAGCAAAAUUCGUGAAAAUCUUACGCUCGAGAUUCGGUCAGGUUACGCAGAGGCGAAAGGGGCUCGAUCAUACAUGGAAGACCGCAGUAUCGGUCAGACGACUUGUGACCUGUCUCGGUACCCAGCUGCGCUUGCGAACAAUUACGCCUCACUGGCAUUUUUCGCGGUACAUGACGGUCACAAUGGCACCGAUACGGCUGUGAAAUUGCAAAAUGAGUUGCACCAUCGAUUCUUUGCUGAAGGCGCUAGUUUUGUCGAGUCCCCUUUAUCUUGCAUCUCGUCAGUGUGUGAGGCAGUGGACAAUGAAAUCUUAGAACAACAGAACCAGAGCGUACUCCCUAAACGCAAACGUACAAUGGCAGCCGAGGAACUGCAACGAUAUCUUAGGGGCGAAGUCACCGAAUCAAGAAUGGUGGGAGACGAGUGCUGCGAGAUUGACGGCAAAGUUGUGUGUGGAGACGAGAUGAAAGCCUUGCUGCAACCGAUUUCGUUCUCUGGAGCUGCAGGUGUUUUAGCUGUGGUGGCGAAGCGACGCAAGAAGCGUCGACGUGCUUGUGGGGCUAAGGAAAAUGACGCGGAAGCUGUAAGCAAAGCCAGUGAGGAAGAUGACAAUGAAGUGGAGAAAGAUGGGGACCAGCCCACUAUACUUUAUGUGGCCAACGUGGGUGACUGCCGUGCUGUUUUGUGCACCGCAGACGCUGUAGCAGUCGACUUGACGACGGACCACAGAGCAUCUUUACCGGCUGAACGAGCGCGAAUUGAGGCAGCAGGUGGGUUCGUGCACAACGGCCGUCUGGACGGCAUUCUUCAAAUCUCGCGCGGCUUCGGCGACCUGGCGCACAAACAGGAUGGUCAUCUAGUUGUGACUCCUGAUGUGAGUGAGCACGUCGUGGACCCAUCGGACCAGUUCUUGCUGCUCGCAAGUGACGGACUGUUUGACGUUCUCACUUCGCAGCAAUCUGUGAAUUUUGUAUUGCGGAAACUUCAGACCCACGGUGACGUCCAGCUAGCAGCGCAAGAGCUUGUGCUCAAAGCGCAAGCAUACUUCGCCCACGAUAACAUUAGCGUGAUCAUUGUGGCGCUGAAUCAAAAAAGUGACGCGUGA